AUGGCGAAAGACGCGGGCGGGAAGUGGUACCCUCUCCAUUCCGCGCUCAUCUUUGGAGAUCUUCCGUCUGCCAAGAGCUUGUUUGAGAAAGGAUGCAGCGAUGCCGGCAUGCUGGUCACGUCCAACUCGAAGGGGUGGAGAGCACUGCACUUCGCCACUCAGAGUGGACACAACGAAUCAGUAGAGUGGCUCUUGGGCCUAGAAGGGUGUGACGCCGCCGCCCGAACAACCAAGGGGGAAACCGCCCUGCACCUGUCGGCGCUGAGGGGAGACGAGAGGAUCUGUCAGAUGCUCAUAGACGGGGGCUGCCCGCCGGAGGCCGUGACGCGGGAGGGGAAGACGGCGCUGCACUUGGCCGCGGGGAAGGGCCACUUGGCCGUGACGCGAUUCCUCGUCGUGGGGGCGGGACUGUCACCUUCUACCCCGGACGGAGGCGGUGCGUCCGCGGCGGCUCUCGCGCUCGCAGGAAACCACAAGUCCGUGGUCCGAUUGCUCCAGAAGAACUGCCCGGGAGUUCCCAUGGGCGUACCCAAGCGGUCGAACAACAGCAGGCGUUCUCUCGACGCGGCGGGAUUCCUCCCUUCCUCGGAACUUGCAGGGGGAUCAGACUUCCAGGGACGGAAGGGGCGCCGCAAUCUGCGCGCGCGAGAGGGGGGGAUCAGCUUCGGCGGGGACGGCGGCGGGCGCGGCAAAGGCGGGGGUGGAAAGAGAGGCGGCGCGAAGGCGGCCGAGGAAGCGGGGCGCCGGCUGCUGGAGGCUUCCAGGGUCGGGGACACCCUUGCCAUGGGACGGGUCUUGGCGAGCGGGGACGUCGAUGUGGAAUGGGUCGGCAGGGGCAACGGGUGGACGGCGGUGAUGGAGGCAGCGGAGCACGGAUCGUUGGAAGCGGUCUCGUUCCUGUUGGACAAGGGUGCCGACCUGGAGCAUACGAACAACAAGGGCCUCACCCCCCUGCAGCUGGCCGUGCGCUCUGGGCACCUUGGGGUGACGGAGGAGCUCUUGAUUCGAGGAGCACGGCCGAACGUCACCACCAAGGCUGGUCUGUGCUUGCGCUGCUUGGCAAACUCUAUGGGCCACGGCUAUCUCGCGGAUUGGCUCUUCGCGAUGGGGGUGGCUGAUGGCGUGGACGGCGGUUGCGCUUGUUCAGGGGGCGCAAAGAGUGCCGGUGGCGGGGGCAACGAGCCUGCUUCCAACGCCAACGCCGCAAUAGCGCGGCAGCACUCAGGCGGCUCCGCCCAUAGCAACGGCGGUGCACCGUCGCCGCCGCCGCCGCCGCCGCCGGCAGGCUCUGAGGCCGGCGCCCCGACGGCGGCGCUGACGGAGUGGCUGGCGAGCCUGGGCCUCAGCGCUUACGAGAGCCGAUUGGUCUCCGAGGGCUUCGAUACCUUGGAUGCCAUGUGCGCGGCCACGGAACCGGACCUCGAGGAGAUGGGCUUCAAGAAGGGCCACCUGCGACUGCUGCUGGCUCGAGCGCCGUCCGCCUCGACGCUCACGAGCACCGCCAACGGCGGCGGGGGCGACAGGCGAGUGUCGUUUAUAGAUGAUCGCGGAGCGCGGGCGGGGUCACCGCCGGUAGCGGUAGCCUCCGCUCCCCGUGGGGGCGGCGGCGGCGGCGGCGGCGGCGGCGGCGGCGGCGGCUGGGUGAAUCCGACCGAAGUCAUGGCGCAACCCGUAACGCGAGGUGUGGGGGACGAGGACAACGGGGAAACCGACCCCCGGUAUUGUGACGCUUGGGUGCUGCAGCCCUCCCGGGCGCUGUCCGCGGGAGAGAACAGCGGCGGCGAUCGAGCGAGGAGCAGCAGCAGCAGCGCCGCCGAGGGGUUCAAGGAGCUCAAGCCGGAGGAGGUGGAGGUCGACCGCGUAAUCGGGGAAGGGUCGUUCGGCGUGGUGAGGCGGGCCCGGUGGCGAGGCAUGGAGGUUGCUGUCAAGGAGCUCAAGACUUGCAUCGCGUCCGCGGCUGCGGUGGCUGCGGCGUCGGGCGCGGCGCCAUCGGUGGCGGUCGGCGGUGGCGAUAGCAACGGCGCGACGGCGGGGACGGAGCUGGGCGGCAAGGUUAAGCAGCGGGAUAUUGACAACUUGGUGGAGGGGCAGGAGGAGAUGCGGCACGAGGCGAGGAUGCUGGCCAAAGUGUGCAACCACAAUUGCGUGGUGCAGUUCGUCGGGGUGCUGCUGCGGCCGGUGCCGUCGGUGGUGACGAUGUUCAUGGAGAACGGGUCCGUCGAGGACAUGCUGGUCUCCUCCGACAAGAAGGCGACCAAGGACCUCGUAUGCCGCAUGGCCAUCGAGGCGGCAAAGGGCGUGAUACACCUGCACAGGGAAGGGGUGGUCCACCGUGACCUUGCUUCUCGCAACCUCCUCCUCGAUGAUGGCUUCCACGUCCGCAUCUCGGACUUCGGGUUCUCUCGUGUGAAGCGCGAGUGCGCGAGCAGAGGGUACACGAGGAGCGACAUGGGUCCGAUAAAGUGGACGUCACCGGAGGCGAUGCGAAAACGGUGCUACAGCGAGGCCUCUGACGCGUUCUCGUUCGGGGUGGUCUUGUACGAGAUGUUCGCCAGGAGCCCGCCGUGGGAGGGGCACGAGAACCUAGACGUGGCGUUUCGGGUGUGCUCGGGAGAGAGAAUGACGGUCCCGCCUCGCGUCGACUCGCCGCUGGCGGACCUGAUGCACAAGUGCUGGAACGAGUCGAGCCGCCUGCGGCCGGACUUCGCCUCCAUCCUCACGGCGCUGACAGCCUUCGCGGGCGAUCAAGAGCUGGCCCGGGCGAACGGCGUGGAAGGCGGCGGGGCGGCGGCGCUCGUGGAGGCCGACCCGUCCCCGCCCCCGCCGCCGCCGCCGCGGGACGGCAAGAAGUCUGCGGCGGCGGUCAAGAUCGCCCGGGCGAAGGCGGAGGCGGCGGAGCUGGCGAAUGCCGCGGUGGCGGAGCUGAGGCGCCGGAAGUUAACGACCCUGAGAGCGGUGACGGAGCUGCAGCGGCAAGGGCCGGGGUACACGGCGGCGGAGUCGGAGGAGGCGGGGGAGGGGGCGGGAGGCGGAGAUGGUGCGGCCUCUGCUGAGCCAGAGGCGACGGGAAGCAACGGUGGUUCGUCGCGGUUAUCACGGCAAGGUAGCGGAGGAAGCAGAGGUGGAGGAGGAGGACGGGGUACGGAUGGGAGAGGGCGAGGAGGACUUAGGUCAUGGAACGGCGACGGCGGCGGCGGCGGGGGCCGGUUCGGGACAGCCCGGGGCGGGGGCCGGUUUGAGGCUGGCCGAGGAGGCGGCGGGGCGCGCAGCGGAAAAGGCCGUUCCUUCCCCCCCAGAGGCGGCAGCACCAGCACCGCCGGCAGAUGGGUAGAACGUUUCGGCGGCAGGGGGGACGGUGGGCGCGGGCCUUCGCCAGGGGGUGCAGCAGCAGCACCGAGCGGGGAUUUCGCGGGGCCGCCACCGCCGCCUAGGCUGGGAGAGGGGCAACAAGGCCGGGGAGGAGGGCGUGGCGGCCGUUUCUCUGUAGAUGGGUAGAAAGUGUGUUCAGGAAGAGGUUUACUACGUGUACGUUCUGUGGUUUGUUGACCCCGGAAUGCCCAAGUUAUUGUUGAAUAUCAUGUUUGCUUGCUUGACGUUUUUGUUUUUCGUGGCAAUAACUAGAUGAUUAGGUCAUUUCGUCCCGGUUGCGGUCUGAGAGGCGUGCAACGGGUGUCCUUUGUGCCGAGGUGUCAAAUCGCUGCUGUGUUUGCUGCUCGUUCGUCGUGUUCAGACUUUCCUCAAUGACCUGGACUAUCUAUCCUAUGUAGCCUUGGCUUGUCAUGCCUUUUGUGUUGUGUUCCUCCGCCGACACGAGGAGGCGGUUGUAGUUCCAUCACAAGUAGAUGGAUUUCAACCAUGUGCCACUACCCAUACAGUGGCCGCGGUGCAUCUCUGCAGAUGUGUCACGAGUGCACGGGCUAGUCAGCAGAGCUUGUUAGUAGUAGUUUUUGCUUAUCGUUGGAGGAGCGGCGAGUUCGGAAGGGGAGCAGGCAACAACGAAUCGAAGGCAAGCCUAGGUUAGUUUCUUAGUCUGGUGGCGCGUUUCCCCGAAGAAGCUGGAUUGCUCCGCGCUUGGCUAUCAAUAAAAAGGUGAUUAAAAAUGUCCUUGUUGAUGACCCGUGGUGCCUGUUGUGCCGCCAUUUGCGAGCGCUUUUAGUUUCGGUUCUCUCGGGUUUGAAGGUUUCGUUUGCCUGCCGCCUUUUUUUUUUUUUUGCGGUUGUUAUUAGUGUUUUGCGGUUUUUCUGUUUUGUGCUGUACCACGCUUAGUGGUCCGUGGUCUGUGUCGUGUUAAAGAGGAAGAGGUACAGGUACGUGCUUCGCGACCCAACCAGCGCGACGGCUCUGUAAAGGCGCAGGUCGCGUAAACAUAGGGGGGAUUGGUAGCCGAUGGUGGUUGUCGUACUAGUGUUAGAUGGCGAGAGGGAGGAGGGUGUCCGCUGAACUCGUGCACUUUUGCACCGGUGUGUCU
Molecule: messenger RNA, 4468 nt
Organism: Ectocarpus siliculosus
Lineage: Eukaryota; Phaeophyceae; Ectocarpales; Ectocarpaceae
Source: the annotation of a GenBank genome assembly